This is a messenger RNA of Protobothrops mucrosquamatus (brown spotted pit viper), 849 nucleotides long. Its product is annotated as interleukin-12 subunit beta-like. Bases 1 to 849 code for a protein of 282 amino acids. NCBI's taxonomy places the organism in Eukaryota, Metazoa, Chordata, Lepidosauria, Squamata, Viperidae. The transcript has 5 exons. Gene Ontology annotation, molecular function: protein binding. The record is from RefSeq and is a predicted model, not a curated record.
AUGCUGCUGGGAAAGUGGGCAGCUUUGCUGGCCGUGGCCGUGGCCAUGGAGGCCGUGGCUGCUUUUCCCUCCUCACUGCUGAUUGGGAAAGAAUAUGAAACCAUAACCCUGACCUGCUCCAGUUCCCCUGGAGAGCAAGUGGAGUGGAAGUGGAAGGGCGACACGCAGCAGGAGUCAGGCCGAGAGUUCGUCAUCUACAACAUGGACUUCCCUUUUGCCGGAAACUAUUCCUGCUGGGCCGGAUCCCGGCUGCUGGAAAGCUUCUAUGUGGCCCUGGGGGUUCAUCACAGCUACUUCUUCAAGGCGGAAGGAGCAAAGGAAGAACCAGAAGAACCGGCCAUCACCUGCUGGGCUACAUCGUACAGCGGCACCUUGAGCUGUUCCUGGAAGUCUCAGAACCCGGCGACUUUUCUGGCCCACCUGAAACACAAAGACACAGAGGCUGUGCUGUGCCCCUCCACAGAAGUGGCUCUCCUGGGGAACAGAGUGGUGGAUAUCCAGUUCAACAAUUGUUCCUUCUGUCCUUACGCGGAGGAGGCGCCCCACACACCCCUCCUCCUGGUGCUGAGGGGGCUUUCUGAAGAUGGCGGCGGCUACAGCGAAGUGAACAAGACUUUCCUCUUGCGGGAUAUCGUGAAGCCCGAUGCUCCGGCCUACCUGAAGGUCACAGGGCAGACGGUCUCCUGGGCUCCCCCAGCCUCCUGGGACCUGCCCGCCACCUACUUCCCCUUGCAGUACAACCUCCUCCUGGAGUCGGCUUCCGGCAGCAUAGAGAACCACCUCCUCCUCGUGAGUAAACCUUUGGGGCUUAUCAUCCGUCACAUUGAAGGCUGCUCUGGACAUCUUUGA